AUGGCGGCGGCAGCGAGUGGCGAGACGGAGGAGCGGCCGGGCGGCGGCUUAGGAGCUGCCGGCGGUAACAGCACGCGAGAGCGGCUGCUGUCAGCGCUGGAAGAUCUGGAGGUCUGGUCGAGAGAACUUGUAGAAAUGCUGGCAAUUUCAAGAAACCAAAAGUUGCUACAGUCUGGAGAGGAGAACCAGGUCCUGGAGUUGUUAAUUCACAGAGAUGGGGAAUUUCAGGAACUAAUGAAAUUGGCACUUAAUCAGGGAAAAGCCCAUCAUGAAAUGCAAGUUUUAGAAAAAGAAGUAGAAAAGAGAGACAGUGAUAUUCAGCAACUACAAAAACAGCUAAAGGAAGCAGAACAGAUACUGGCAACAGCUGUUUACCAAGCAAUAGAAAAACUCAAGUCAAUAGAAAAAGCAAGAAAAGGUGCUAUUUCCUCUGAAGAAAUGAUUAAGUAUGCACAUAGGAUUAGUGCAAGUAAUGCUGUGUGUGCCCCACUGACCUGGGUCCCAGGGGACCCACGGAGACCAGACCCAACAGAUUUGGAGAUGAGAAGUGGAUUACUGGGUCAGAUGAACAAUCCUUCCACUAAUGGAGUAAAUGGUCAUCUCCCAGGGGACGCACUUGCAGCGGGCAGACUGCCAGAUGUCCUUGCUCCACAGUAUCCCUGGCAGUCAAAUGAUAUGGCGAUAAAUAGGUUGCCACCAAACCACAGUCAUGACUUUCUGUUGGAACCUCCAGGGCACAACAAAGAAAACGAGGACGAUGUAGAGGUUAUGUCAACGGACUCCUCAAGCAGCACCAGUGACUCUGAUUAGAAACCAUAAGAUGAAAAGCAAACAGAAUUGAAUAC
Molecule: messenger RNA, 845 nt
Organism: Cervus elaphus (red deer)
Lineage: Eukaryota; Metazoa; Chordata; Mammalia; Artiodactyla; Cervidae
Product: mediator of RNA polymerase II transcription subunit 4-like
Exons: 1
Coding region: 1-810 (269 amino acids)
Biological process (GO): regulation of transcription by RNA polymerase II
Cellular component (GO): mediator complex; core mediator complex
Molecular function (GO): transcription coregulator activity
Source: RefSeq, a predicted model, not a curated record